Messenger RNA from Pectinophora gossypiella (pink bollworm), 4545 nucleotides. RefSeq names its product SUN domain-containing ossification factor. NCBI's taxonomy places the organism in Eukaryota, Metazoa, Arthropoda, Insecta, Lepidoptera, Gelechiidae. Bases 683 to 3850 code for a protein of 1055 amino acids. The record is from RefSeq and is a predicted model, not a curated record. The transcript has 4 exons. Gene Ontology annotation, biological process: protein folding in endoplasmic reticulum. Gene Ontology annotation, cellular component: cytoplasm; membrane.
ACUCGGUAGGAGUCGGGCGUGCGUCACACUAACGGUCGCAUGUCUCGCGAUCGUAAUUAUUUGCAACGUCAGAAAUUCGCGCAUCCAAUUCAAAAAUCUGCGGAUCGUUCGAAAAUUGAAAGUGUUCGUUUGCUAUUUAUACUUUUUUGAAGUUCUAAUCUGUGUCUACAGAUUCUUUGUUUACCAAACAUUCUGUAAAGAAUAGCCGUCAAACUGUUGCAAAGACUCAAGAGCCAUCAGACUGGAGUAUUGUGAAAUUGUGUGUGAACAAAAUGGGUCAGUAAUUGCGAACCGAACGAGCAUUUGUUGAAAAAAAUCGCAAGACUCAUAAGUUCCAGUGUGUUAAUGACUUAUCAGUGUAUCUAAUUUUAAAUUGAUUAGUCGAUCGAUUAUACAAACGUGCGCGUGAGCGACUAUAUAAAGUGUAAACGUCCAUGUUUAGAUUUCGAAUGCCGUACGGGAACGUGACUGUCACUGUUUGAAUUCCGAACGGCGAUUCCGCGAACUUUGCAAAUUGUGUUGCCAGUGUUAAAAUAUAUAGCGACAGGUCGCGCGGGGAGUGUGAUAAUCAUAACUAGUGUAGCAAGCGUAUGCCAGCACAUUGUUCGGGACCGUCGGUGCGGUAGGGGUGUGUAGUGUCGGAAUAGGGGUUGUGCGCCAAUGCGGCGGCGGCGCGCGGGCGAUGUCGCCGCCGCGGGCGCUGCUGGCGGCCCUCCUACUCUGCCAACUGCUGUCGUACGGUGGCCACCAAGGACUCACCAAGAUAUUUUACACGUUACCUGACACGGGGCAGCCGCCUAUACUCAUCUCGCUAGGAGACAAUGCCAAAUUGGAUUUGAAAAAUCCCGACGAAUUGCUAUUCGUCAACGAUUCCGAGCAGCACAAUGAUACGAAGACGUUCACCAUCGUCGACAGCAGCGAGGCUUCGGACGAGGGAAAAGACGAGAGGGAACCCUCGGAACCUCGCCUCGUCGUCAAAGCUAAACCCAUGCACGAAACCAGAUUAACCGAAGACGCAUUUCAAACCACCACACCUCCACCCACAGAACCAGAAACAGAAUCUCACGAAGCAGAAAAACAAGUAAACAUUCCAGUCAAACCAGAAACACCUCAGGAGGACAUACCUUCCUUCUCGGAGUGGGCGCAGAAGCAACUGGCCGAAGCGGAGAAGAAAGACACCGUGCUGAACCACUCGAGUCAACCUAGUCAUAGCAAUACGAAUUUUAGUAGUAAAAGCACGAAGCGAUCAAAGAACUACGCGUCGCUCGCGUGCGGUGCUAAAGUUGUCGCUGUCAACCCCGAGGCGGGCUCUCCCAGCUCCAUCCUUUCACCCAACAGAGACGAGUACAUGCUCAACACGUGCAACAGCCGCAUAUGGUUCGUAGUAGAACUUUGUGAGGCAGUCCAAGCUCAAAAAAUAGAAAUAGCCAACUUCGAGUUGUUCAGCUCCACACCCAAAGACAUAGCAGUUUACUUCAGUGAUCGGUUCCCCACGAGAGACUGGGCCAGUGUCGGACAGUUCACGGCGCAAGAGAUGAGAGACGUUCAAAGCUUCGAUCUAUUUCCGCAUUUGUUCGGAAAAUUUAUCAAAGUAGAGAUGCUAUCUCACCACGGUUCGGAACACUACUGCCCAAUUUCGCUGUUCAAAGUUUACGGGACGUCUGAAUUUGAAGUGUUGGAAAAGGAGAGUUCUCAGCACAGCACACCCAUCGAUGAAGAUGAGGACGAUGAAAUCAUUGACGUCCCUGACAUCCCCGCGACUGAAUCAGAGCCAUCAAAAAACCUGUUCGGCUCAGCAAGAGACGCAGUCAUGUCAAUCAUGAAGAAAGCGGCCCAGGCGUUGGUCAAAACUGAAGUUCCUAACAGAAACGUGUCGAGUGAACAUAACGACACAUCCACAGAUAAAAUGUACAAACGGUGUUGCUCCCCCAGCCAUAUAAUAGUGUGUGAUAACUGCAGUGAGACGCUUUACAAUGAAGUGUACGAACUUAUUAGUUGUAGCUCAGACAAACUGACUAGUUUAGUGCGCCAGGUUUUCCUCCGGGAGACGCUCAAGUGUACGGGGAUAUGCCAGCGAUACGGCUUAGAUUUUAAAAGUACAAAAACUAUUGAAUUCAGUUCCGAGCGCGUCGCUUACAUGAAUGCCUUGUUCCCGCCACAAUAUUUAGCAGCACUAUGUAAUAUGCUCGCUAUUAAAGAGAAAAAAGUUGUAUUAAAUACUAGCUUUGAAAGUGAAAACGUUACCACAAAUAUAACUGUUGACGAAACGCCGCAAAAAAUUAACAGUGAAACCAGUUCGGAUCAAGACGUGAAAUUAGUGCCGGAUAAAAAUAACGCCUCUACAGAUGACAAAAUUAUAGAGAGUGUACCAACGGAACCAACAAGUUCAGAACAGACACUUGAAACAGGCAACUCUGUACCUAUAGAUGUACCUCACGAAGAGAAAGAAAAAGUGGAUGAUAAGAAAGAAGAGACCUUAAAUAUUAUAGAAGAAAAACCAGUACAAGAACAACAAGAAGAUAAUAAGCCCAUAUCUGAAGCUGAGAAGCCUUCAGAACCAACAGUAGAACAAGAAACAAAAGAUGCCACUCCCAAAACUGAUAUAAAAAAUAAUAAAGUUGAAUUGCCUGUAGAGAAACCGAAAGAAAAUAGCAAUGGUGGUGAAGAGAAUGAUCAAAUAAUAAUAGAUAAUGAUAGUUUCAUGUCAGACUUUGACCAGAUGGCGGUGGAUCCUACACCGGCAGGCAAGGAAGCCUCGCCAAACCAGAACCAAGCCCAGACCACGUUCCAAAAAGAAUCCGUGUUCCUGAGGCUUUCGAAUAGAGUAAAGACACUGGAGCGCAACAUGUCUCUCUCGGGGCAAUACCUCGAGGAGUUGAGCAGGCGAUACAAGAAGCAAGUCGAGGAGAUGCAGAAGACCUUCGAAAAGACAGUACUGCAGAUGACAGAGGAAAGAAGAAAGAGCAACGAGCGAGAACAGAAGUACUUAGAACAAAUGGCCAACCUACAAGACCAGCUGACGCAAAUGGCAACGCUCCUAAAGAUCCUCAUGGACGAGAGAGACAGCUGGUUCGGCAACAUGACGUUCUUUAAAUUCGUAAUGUUUCAAAUCAUAUUAGUCGCGGCGGUAUUCUACUACGUAUCCAAAAGACGAAGACCAGAACCUAUCAUGGUGCCUAUCACAAAAAAAUCCAAGAAAAAGCAAGACAAAUUGCGAAGGAAGUCUGUUGAAGGCGUCAGCGGACACGAGACUCCGUCUGCUAAGAAACGAAGACCUAGUGAGGAGGCUCUACAGAUAGCUAGACAAUCUGCAGAGGAGGAGAUCAGCAGGGAAGAAGACGAGGGCGAAUGGCAGAUAGCUAGGAAGAAUAGGCGACGGAAAACAUCCAUAAUCCACAGAAACAUGGAUAAAGUUGAGUGGAUGAGGCAGGACAGCAUUGGGAAGCUACAAGAGAACCCUAUACCGUUAGAUGAGGAGGAAUUCUUCGCUCCUGUCUCCGAGCCUGUAGAGUUCAACGGCACGAUCGAGCCUAAGAUAGAAGUCCCAAAGAGUAAUGGUUCCUUCUUCAACAAUUUGAAGUCUAAGACAAUGAAAACGAGACGGUUGUCCUCCCCGGCGUUCUUAAGGACGCUGAGCAGGCAAAGCACGAGGAGUAAUCCAAGUCCUGUCGUCAGAACGCUUGAGCCAAUUUUUAAUGGAAAGCUUAGCAGAAAAGCCGCCUCAGAGUCGCCAACCGGUAGCUUGUGGUCGGACUCCACAGAAAUAUCCCAAAACGGACAAAAUGAAAGUGAAAGUGGUGGCAAUAAAAAGAAGAAAAGUCUGAAGAAUAUACUAAAGAAAGUGUUUUGAAAAACUGUUUUAAUCAAGUACUUACUGUAUUUGUAUCUCUUGAUGUUAGGACGACGGCCGAAUGUCUAAGAUUCAACAGGUAUUCAAAUUCAAAAAGAUGUACUUACCUCUCUCUCUCUCUCUGUAUGACCUCUCUAUAAUCCGAAAUAAGAAAUUAACAAUUUAAUAUUCCUCGUUCAAAGCAAGAAUUGUGAAUUUUGCGUGUUAGUUUUAAUUUGGAAUGCUUAUUGAAUCUUAAGACCAUCCUUGUCCUGGCUUAUCUUUAUCGCUUAAAUCAAGUGGUUAUUGUAAAUUAUUUCUUGCGAAUAUUAUUUCUAUUUAAUUCGAUUUUUCUAGAUGCACAUCUGUCUUUAGGUAGGAUAGGAUAAUAGGAAGAUUUUAAAGAAAUUUUACAGUGAUAUGAAUUUUACGGAACGCGGAAAACGUCAUUUUCAUCACAGCGGAUCAAGUGUGCACCUAGGAAAAUCGCGACUAUUUUAAUUGUAUUUAAAUUAUUGUAUAUUUGUAUUGUUGUUAGACCUCAGUAGGUGCCAAUUGUGAUAAAUUAGGGAGCCUAAUUGUUAGCUUGUUGCGAAUUUUGAUUUGUGCGAUGUAUUGUCGUAUGCGUGUCAUUUACUGACCAUAAGAGUACUCGUGAAAUUGCGGACGGAUGCGAUUCAGAAAACAAAGAAAGAGCAUUAAAUGCAUUGGUUUUA